AUGCCCCCAAGUGCUGUCGAGGUCGUCUUCGAAGGAUACAACUGGGCACUGAAAGCACACAAGCACGUGACAACUACGGUGAGCUCAACCUUGAAGGGGCCAGCGCUUGAGUCCUGGAGCUCUGAGCCACUUGUUGCAACCAUUCGUAUCCCAAAUAACUCAUCCAACGUUCGCCUUCCGGAUGCUAUUAUUUCACCUGCGAGCUUGAUGGAUCCUCCUUCACGCCGCCGACUCGGGACGGAAAAACAACCAAUAACGGAAAAUGCUCGCGCAGUCCUAGACUGUUUGGAACUCCACCGCGCGGGUCAAAAGCCAGCACAGUCUUGGUGGCAGUAUCGACUCGUUCAGGAUGACUAUAAAACAGUGUUGCAUGUGCUAGAUGGUGACGAGUGUCUCCGGGGCUACGUGGAAGAUAAAGUGAGGUCAGUAGACCCAGGGGCCAGUGCUGCCAAUAUCCAGUUUCAUUUGUUUAUUCGGCUGUGUUCUAGGCUCGACUAUGAUCCUUACCGGUCCUAUGUGACUAUCCGAAUGCCAACUCCUCUCCAUGAUAUCUUUCGUGUCAAGGUGGUUUCUGAAAUUCUGACCCAAUUAAGCAACUUUCAGAACAGCCAUAAACCCUUCGCUGAUUUUGCGAGAAAGGUAGAUCAUAGAUCUACUGCUCAGAUCCGGUUACCAGACGAUACAAGAGCUGGAGAAAAGCCUCGUUCCGAACGGAACCCAGACGCAUCUUUCAAGCAUGAUGACGCAAAGUACCCCGGUGUUAUUAUAGAAGUGUGCUGUUCGGGCAAAGCUCGCGCAGCGGCAGACUUGGCAGAAGAUUAUAUCCUAGACACUAAUGGGAGUGUGACGACGGUGAUUGCUCUCAACAUUGAGCAUGAAUACUCUAAGCAAGCCACUAUAUCUAUUUGGCGACCAGAAUAUGUGACUGUGAAUGGCAUAGAGGAAAUUCGCGCGGUUGCUGUAGUUGACACACUGGCUUUUCGGACAGCAUCUGGACACCCAGCCGAAGCGCCAGGCCAGGAACCUGUGUUCCGGCUGUCGAUUGAGGACUUUUCUCCCCCGUUCAUCUCGCGGGGAUUCACUGACCUUGAUCAAUAUAUCUCAAUAUCAUCGAGGCAGCUUUGUGACUUUCUUUCUCACGCCGAAAGAUCACACCAACGAGAAAUGCUCGGCGAAGGUAUUUCUCAGCCCCCGGGCAUGGCAAAACGCCGCCGACCCCGAACUCCGUCAUAA
Molecule: messenger RNA, 1233 nt
Organism: Penicillium olsonii
Lineage: Eukaryota; Fungi; Ascomycota; Eurotiomycetes; Eurotiales; Aspergillaceae
Source: the annotation of a GenBank genome assembly